UUCACAUGGAGGACUACCUCAAAACCCUAUCCUUUCGUUGAUUUAAACCUCACCCCAAGUCUGCUUCUAUCUCAUGUUACCGUUGACUUUUAAAUCUCUAUCACCGGCCCCCAAAUAACAACUGCCUCUUCCCCAUAGCUAUGGCUGAUCUUCAAACCCCUUCAAUCACCCUCUGCUCAGAUUUUCCGGGGCCAUGAAUGGGACAGCGGACUCCGGUGGCUUUCUGGGGUCCAACAACAUUGGUGGCUUGGGAUAUGGGAUCGGAGUAUCUGUGGGGAUACUCUUACUCAUCACAACCAUCACCUUGGCCUCGUACUUCUGCACCCGCCCCCAGCAGGUGCCUGCUGCCGCAUAUGGUGGUGGUGGUGGUCUACGUGAACAACAGCCUGUGGUGGAAGAGUUUGUGGUGGAUGUGGGGCUUGAUGAAGCCACCAUCUUGAGCUACCCCAAGAUGGUGUACUCUGAGGCUAAGCUGCAGCACAAGGACUCAACAGCGGCCUGCUGCUCCAUUUGCUUGGCGGAUUACAAAGGCAGUGACAUGCUCAGGCUGUUGCCUGACUGUGGACACCUCUUCCACCUCAAGUGUGUGGAUCCAUGGCUGAGGCUGCACCCAACCUGCCCCGUUUGCAGAACAUCUCCCAUGCCAACUCCCCUGUCUACUCCACUGGCUGAGGUGGUGCCCCUGGCAACCAGGAGAGAUUGAUUCAUGAAGAAACAGAGAAAUUAUCGAACAUGGGGUGUUUUUCUUUUUCCUUUUGCUGAUCAUCUGUACAACGUAGAAUAUUUCUCAUCAUGUUAUUCUAUAGAGAAAUUUCUUGGGAUUCUUUGAAUACAUGUACUUUCGGAUCAAAAUCUGGUGUCAUGCAGUCAUCAAAUUGCAGGAAAUUGAAAAAACCACAAAUUCUUGAAGCAGGGGCAUUGGUUUGAUACAAGAUUGGAUUGAUUUAGAACAAGAUGAAUCAGAACCGGGGGACUGACGCAUGUUUCAAUAUUUACCGAAAAUACAAUAGACAAAGGUACAGGGAUUCAGCUAUAGAAGCCUCAAAUAAUAGGGCAUGAUAGAUUCAAGGAAAUAAUUCUCUGAAUUGUUGGAAAUCUUUCUCCUUUAAGGAAGGGAGUUUUAGACGAAACUUUUCCUCCUUGUGAUAGUUUCGAAAAGCAAUGAUUUUUAAUUAUGCUUUUUCCCCAUUAUUUUGUAUUUUCCUCACUAGUAAUUUCGAAAAGUUAUAAACGGAUGUUAUUAAUUGGAA
Vitis riparia (riverbank grape) is the source of this 1250-nucleotide messenger RNA. Its product is annotated as RING-H2 finger protein ATL70-like. NCBI's taxonomy places the organism in Eukaryota, Viridiplantae, Streptophyta, Magnoliopsida, Vitales, Vitaceae. The record is from RefSeq and is a predicted model, not a curated record. The coding region runs from base 194 to 703 and encodes 169 amino acids. The transcript has a single exon.